AUGGGUUACGAUGACAUUCUGCCACACCUCGGCGGGUUCGGCCGGUACCAGCGCCGAAUUUACGUGCUGCUCUGCUUGCCGGCAAUAUGCUGUGCAUUCCACAAGUUGGCCGGAGUGUUUCUGCUGGCCGUACCGGACUACCGCUGCCAGCUGCCGUACGAACUGGCGAACGCUAGCUAUGCGAUGGAACCGGAGCGCAUCUCGAUGGCCUUCCCGAUCGAUACACUGACCAAGAAACGGUCGACAUGCAGCUAUCUCGAUGCAAACUUCACGGAGUCAUACUGGAGCGGAGGAACUCCGGCCGCCGGCGUGCGGCACUGCAACCAAUGGGUGUACGAUCGAAGCAAAUUCGAGAGCAGCACCGUUACCGACUGGGACAUGGUGUGCGAUCGCGGCUGGUUGCGUGCCUCGGCGGACUCCCUCUUUAUGGUCGGUGUUAUGCUCGGCAGCAUCGGGUUCGGCUAUCUGUCGGACAAGUACGGGCGGAAGCCGAUUUUCUUUGCGUCCCUUGUGCUGCAGGUCAUCUUCGGUGUACUGGCCGGCGUCGCACCGGAGUUCUUCACGUACACCUUGGCCCGGAUGGUGGUGGGAGCCACCACUUCCGGCGUGUUUCUGGUGGCCUAUGUAAUUGCGAUGGAAAUGGUCGGUCCGAACGAUCGUCUGUACGCCGGAGUGGUCUGCAUGAUGUUCUUCUCGGUCGGCUACAUGUUAACGGCUGCAUUUGCGUACUUCAUCCACGAGUGGCGUAUGCUGCAGAUCGCACUGACACUGCCCGGUGUACUGUUCCUUUGCUACUGGUGGUUCAUCCCCGAAUCGGCCCGCUGGCUUCUCUCGAACGGACGACCGACUGAGGCGAUCAAACUGAUUGAAAGGGCGGCACAGUGCAACGGACUGACCGUGCCUCAGGAGGCGCUCGAUAAGCUGCAGGAAGAGGACAAGGUGUCGUCACAGCAGCAGGAAGACACGAACGAGGCGAAACCGUCACUGCUGGACGUUUUCAAAUACCCGAACCUGCGUCGCAAAGCGCUGCUGAUCUUCUUCGAUUGGUUCGUCAACAGCCUCACGUAUUACGGGUUGUCGUGGAACACAAACAACCUCGGCGGUAAUCCGUUGCUGAACUUUGUCAUCAGUGGUGCCGUCGAGAUACCGGCUUACUCGUUCCUGCUGGUCACCCUGAACCGGUGGGGGCGACGAACGAUCCUGUGCGGAUGCAUGAUCUUCGCCGGGGCCAUGCUGCUCACCACUAUGGCCGUUCCGCAGUCGGAGCAGUGGCUCAUCGUGGUACUAGCGAUGCUCGGUAAAAUGGCCAUAACGUCCAGCUACGGCACAGUGUACGUCUUCUCGGCCGAGCAAUUCCCGACCGUCAUUCGAAACGUGGCACUGGGCGCCUCCUCGACCAGUGCCCGCGUCGGUGGAAUACUCGCACCGUACUUCAACCUUCUGGGCGAGUACUGGCAACCGUUACCGCUGCUCAUCUUCGGGUCGCUCGCGUUUGUUGGCGGAGUGUUGUCGCUGUUGUUGCCGGAAACGCACAACCAAAAGCUGCCGGAAACGAUAGCAGACGGUGAAAACUUUGGCAAGCAGAAGACAGUACCCGGCAACGGCGGCGGUGGCGGCAUCAUCGGUGGAGGUCGAGACGUUGAACGGACCGCAGAAGAAAUGCAGGUGCUGAGUAAACCAGAGCCUCCUUCGUCACCGGAACAUCAUGACGUUGCUGUUACCGAUGGAGCUACCGAUGGCGAAAACAGAACCGAAAAGUAUUGAACCUAUGGCGCUAAUCAGCCCAACAGUGCGCGAGUG
Anopheles cruzii is the source of this 1800-nucleotide messenger RNA. RefSeq names its product organic cation transporter protein-like. Gene Ontology annotation, molecular function: transmembrane transporter activity. Gene Ontology annotation, biological process: transmembrane transport. Lineage: Eukaryota; Metazoa; Arthropoda; Insecta; Diptera; Culicidae. Bases 1 to 1764 code for a protein of 587 amino acids. Gene Ontology annotation, cellular component: membrane. The record is from RefSeq and is a predicted model, not a curated record. The transcript has a single exon.